Messenger RNA from Harpegnathos saltator (Jerdon's jumping ant), 2052 nucleotides. RefSeq lists its product as uncharacterized. The transcript has 2 exons. The record is from RefSeq and is a predicted model, not a curated record. Bases 66 to 1523 code for a protein of 485 amino acids. Lineage: Eukaryota; Metazoa; Arthropoda; Insecta; Hymenoptera; Formicidae.
UUCACUCAACCACUCGACUGCCACCCGGUCGCGAGAAAUAGUUACGAGAGCAAAUCCCGGCAAACAUGAGGUCGAUCGUGUUCCUGGGGCUGAUGGCUCUCGUCUGCGGCGUCUGCUGCCGAGAUCUUCGCAUCGAGAAUUUGCCGCGUCAGCUUCGAUUGUCGCUGAAGGACAAACGCGGCUUCGGCGAUCGCCCCUUGGCUUUCCCGUCGCAUGGAUCUUCUUACUCGGCUCCCAUUUACUCGAGCCUGGGUUCCGGUUACAGUCUGGGGGGAUCAUCCGGCGGUUUCUCCCUCGGCCAAGCUGGACUCCACGGGUUAAGCGGUUCUGUCAGCCACGGAAUCGGAUACCCCGUAGCUCCGUCCAAUGGUCUCAGUUUAGGAUCCGGAUACUUGUCCUCUAGUUUGGGCCACGGUUCGCUGUCGAAUCUUCAAGGGGUCUCUCUAGGUGGACAUUCGGCCCAAAGCAGCUACCCCGUGCCUAGCAUCGCGAAUAUCGGCGCUGGAGGAGGCAACGGACUCUUCACCCCGUCGAAAACUGGGCCGGUCACUUUCGGACUUCAUGGCGGCAGCGGCUCGACCAGCGCUUCUGGCUCGAGCACCUACUCGUCGCCAGUUUACGCUUCCGGCAACCACGGACUAUCAGCUUACAGCAGCGGAAGUCUCCCGGUCAUGCUGGGCUCGUCUCACGGCGGCUCCUCGUACAGUUUACCGUUGAGCUCUUCAGGUUCUUCGGCGGGGUACAGCCUUCCUGCACAGUCCUCGUCUUCGAGUCCUUCGCACACCGUCACGGGCGGCCUGAUUAUCGCCAGUGGACCGCACGGUGCGUCCUCCAGCUAUAACCAACUGUCGACUUCCGGUGCCUCUCACGGUGCUGCCUUCAGCAGCUCCAACGCGGCCUCUCACGGAGCGUCGUCUUCCUACUCUCUUCCCAUCACUUCCGGGGCGCACGGGGUUUCCGCCUUAGCAAAUAGUCCCACGUCGAGUUACUCAACAUCUUCUUCGGGCUCCUACGGUGCCGCCGGCUCUCACGUCGGACUCUCCGGCGGGUCAUCCGACAGCUCCAGCUAUGAACUGCCGAUCUCUUCAGGAUCUUACUCGAGCUCCGGCUCGUCCAGCUCCAGUCCGUACACGAGCUAUCUUCCGGCUCACUCGGACAGUAGCGCCAGCUAUUCAUCCAGCAGCGGCUCCAGCUACUCGAGUCCCAGCGUCACCUACGCGGCGCCGAACUCGAAUUACGUGAGCUCCAAUUCCGACUACUCGGCUCUUGGCUCGAGCUACUCGAGUCCCAGCUCCAGCUACUCCGGCCCAUCUGUCAGUUACGCCGGAAGCUCCAACUACGCGCCCACAUAUGCGAGUCCCUCCGGUUCGUACGGGGCGCCCGGCGCGGAGCCGCAAGGAGCCUACUCCGGCGUGAACCCGAGGUAUCUGGGAUACGCCACAGCGAAAGCGUACGAAAGCCUGGAUUCCGAGAGAUCCAAGUACGACACGAUCUCGUACUCGAGUCCUAACGGGAAAUAUUGAGCCGCUUAAUUUAUAUUCAGUAGGACUACUCGUAUCGUUCGCCCUGACAUUAUCGGGCUCACUCGAUAGCAAUCUAUAAGUUUCAUAAUUAUGGAAUCAGCGCGCGUUGGGCGGUGAUGACUCAACGCUAACACGAAUUCAUCGCGAUUUCACAUUGUCCGUUUCUCGAAAUCUAUGUUAACGCGAUCUUGCCAUGAGAUGUGGCGAUGACUCUGUUAUCCGAUUAUUUGGUCAAUCGUUCACCGAAGCGGGUCGGAAGAUCACGCGUGACGCCGCGCCACAGACGAUUGUAGCCGAAUCUCUAGGAGACAAGAAGAAUUGCCAGUGUUUAUAUGUAAAUCUACUCUCUACCGUAAAACUAUGUAGAGGUCUAUGAGAGAUACUGUAAUAGUAUUUAAUGCAAAAUGCGUUAUCUGUAUAUUUAUAUCACCCAUAGAUAUCUUAGUGUGUCCCUCUCUAUUAUGCGCCCGAUGUAUCGCCGAUGAUUGUGAUUUUUGUUGUAUAGUUUUUUUAAUGUUUUUUUUUUUUA